Molecule: messenger RNA, 798 nt
Organism: Haemonchus placei
Lineage: Eukaryota; Metazoa; Nematoda; Chromadorea; Rhabditida; Trichostrongylidae
Source: the annotation of a GenBank genome assembly
AUGUUCCGACGGCAUUGUGUUGUUGCUGAGAUUUUAAAAACGAGCGAUUGGGUACUUUUUAUCGAUGCUGACAUUGGCAUUGUGAAUCCGACCAGGUUAAUCGAAGAAUACAUAGACCCUCGCUACGAUAUUACUUUUUAUGAUCGUUUCUGUAGUUGGGAAGUGGCAAUGGGAUCAUACAUCGUGAAAAAUACGGAAUUUUCUCGAAAUUUCCUUAUGAAUUUCGCGGAUUUUGAGAAUCGCCUACCAAACUCGUUUCAUGGAAGCGAUAACGGAGCCAUUCACGCAUAUCUGCUUGAGACCUUAGUCCCUGGUAGUCGACCUGAUGCUCAUGUAUGCUAUUCAAUUUGGCACCAAUCGAGCGGAUAUGAAGAUUUGUUUUUGUUCGAAUCGUGCAUUCGAUCGAUAAUCGGGUCGAGAAACACUUUUGAUAAGUGUUUGCAACAACAAGAAAUUCUUGUGGCUAAAUUUUUCAAAGAAAAAAUUUUGCGUUCCAAAUUUUUUGUACUUCAGGGUACUGGCUGGGUUCGCGAUAUUUGGAUCACGAAUAGCCUUUGGAGCUACGAAAGAGACUUCAUGCUUCACGGAAUGAAGGAAAGCGACCGGUCAGCGGUACCAGACGGAAUAUUCUCUGCUUUAGAAUGCUCUUCGGGAACAGUCGAGUGGGAGUACGAUGUGCGACUGCGAGUUUCUCGUUCAAUGGUGGAUAAGUUACUCCACGACAUGGCACAAGCCGUAGAGAAACGUCGAUGGAAAUCGUUGGCUCGGGUUCACGGUUAUUUAGGAGAUCUCCUGUAG